AUGGGAUCGCACAUCACAAAGCCGAUUCGAUGCCAAAUUUACAAGACAGUUCAGAAAAAUCGAGAUGCUAUUACCAACAACGCCGCCCGGGGCAUCGGUUUCGGCGCGGGUGUCGGAAUCGGACACCUCUGGCGCACCCAUGUUGGAGACGACGAGCGACGCCGCGAAGCGGUCCAGGGAUGCCAAUACUUCUCCGAACUGGGCGAACGUAUGAUCCAGAUGACCCAGCGUCGGCUGCCAAAAUGUCUGAUGCCGUUCGCGCAGAUGCUGACAUGGACGUGUCGCGGCUGCAGCGCUUAUUUUCGUGUGCUCGCCAUCUAUGUCGCCUUCAUCCUGGCGGCCAGCGCGAGGACAAAGAAUAAGAACAAAAAGAGCCGUGGCCAUUUCGAAUGGUUGUUGGCAAAUAUCGAGACAAACAACUCU
This is a messenger RNA of Mesorhabditis spiculigera, 423 nucleotides long. NCBI's taxonomy places the organism in Eukaryota, Metazoa, Nematoda, Chromadorea, Rhabditida, Rhabditidae. The record is from the annotation of a GenBank genome assembly.